AUGGCCCGGAUCCCUGGCCUAGUCCUCGAUUCCAAACUGAGGACUAUAUUUGUCCCCGACUCGAACGAGACUGUCCGCACAUACGAAGAAUCGGACCCCACUGCUAGACGGCGACUUGUUUCUAGGAUGGAACAUUGGAAGCGACAAAAGAAAACUGGAAGAGGGGGUUGCGGGUCUGUGUGUCUGGAACAAUGCAUUAAAGGCAGACGGGAAACAGAUCUUCGAGCCGUUCAGAAGAUUGAGACUACUAGGCAAUUUGCCAGCAUUGGUUAUCUUCAGGAGGAAGCCGUAGCUAAGUUCUCACAUUCAAGGUACGACCGAUGUUUCGUCAAGUCAUUUGGAUGGUACGAGAUUCCCGAUGCUCUGUUCAUUGUAAUGGAGCAUCUUGAACUAGACGAUCUAUGGCACUAUUUGCGUGACCGACCACCGCUGCCCAUAACAGAAGCAAGGGAGAGUGCUCAUCAGAUUCUCGAGGGUCUUCUUAUGAUGCAUGAGAAUGAAUUUACCCAUAGAGAUCUUUGA
Messenger RNA from Penicillium vulpinum, 522 nucleotides. RefSeq names its product Tetratricopeptide-like helical. Gene Ontology annotation, molecular function: protein serine/threonine kinase activity; ATP binding. NCBI's taxonomy places the organism in Eukaryota, Fungi, Ascomycota, Eurotiomycetes, Eurotiales, Aspergillaceae. Gene Ontology annotation, cellular component: cytoplasm. The transcript is spliced from 2 exons. The coding region runs from base 1 to 522 and encodes 173 amino acids. The record is from RefSeq and is a predicted model, not a curated record. Gene Ontology annotation, biological process: protein phosphorylation.